Molecule: messenger RNA, 3067 nt
Organism: Schistosoma haematobium
Lineage: Eukaryota; Metazoa; Platyhelminthes; Trematoda; Strigeidida; Schistosomatidae
Exons: 11
Coding region: 48-1808 (586 amino acids)
Cellular component (GO): nucleus
Molecular function (GO): protein binding; histone H3K9 methyltransferase activity; zinc ion binding
Source: RefSeq, a predicted model, not a curated record
AUAUCACAACCUAAGGUUUAAGAAGUUGCGCCUUCUUCAGAUCUUAGAUGGUAUUAACAUUUUCAUUCUCACCUGCAUCGGUUGUGGAACCUGACUGCUUACGAAAUGUAGUUAAGUUGGCAAGAGAAAACAAUUUACUUCUUUCGGAAGAAACUUGCUGGUGCUUGCUGGACUCAUGUCUGUCGAAAAUUCCGUUGAAGAAAACUUACCAACUUCUAGAUGAAUUAUACAGUACUGAAGAGUUAAGGUUUCCAGAAGGUAGCGAGUUUGCAGUUGAGUCCAUACGUGCCAGAUCUGUUAACAAAGGUGUUGUUUUCUAUUAUGUAAAAUGGGUUGGGUGGCCACCUGUGUUCAAUACAUGGGAACCAGAAUCUAAUCUUCAUGGAUGUGAGGAUUUAAUACAAAAAUUUAUUGAAUCUUAUGGUUCGACGAUUGGAAUGCUUCCUCCUGAUAAUCAACCUGAUAGAAAAUCACAGGUUCAGGAAGUAAUGGAUCGAUUGAAGGAAGCUGUCAAUACAUCUGGGUCGCUACCAUUAUAUCUACUUGAACGAUUUUCUAGUCUCCAACCUGAUCCUACUAAUAGCCUUCGACCAUACAAACACUUACCCACCAUAAACAUCGAAAAGCUUUUUUCAUCACAAAUAUCACAAGGCAUUAUAGAAUCUAUUUCACUCAAGCGACCUCCCAGUGUCGCUGAUCUCUUGCCAGUUUCUACCAAACGUAUUCGUCUUAGUCGGAAAGAUAAACAAGUGUUAGAUUCUGCUCUAAGUGCUUUUCAACAAAAACUCAACACUGUAUACUCAAAUGAAGCACCAAUCACUGUCGAAAAUUCUGUAGAUUCUGAAUGCCCACCAGUUGAAUUCCAGCCGAUUCCAGAUUAUUUACCUGGACAAGAUGUAUUCUUACCAACCAAAGCUCCUAUUGGAUGUGAAUGUACGAUGGACAAUUUGGAUCAGUCAGAGCUAGCCAAAAUUCGUAAAGCAGAUGGAAGCAGUUCACCAGUUAUAUAUCCUUGUUGGAUCAAUAAACGACGUAGUUGUUGUGCUGUUCGUGCUGGUGCAGUUCCACCCUAUGACAAACGGAAAAGGCUCGUUGCCCCUCCUGGUCAUCCUGUUUAUGAAUGUAACUCCUUAUGUCCAUGCGAUUCGUCUUGUCCAUUUCGUGUUGUUCAACUUGGACGGAAAGUUCCUUUGUGUGUCUUCCGUACACGUGACCGAGGAUGGGGCGUUAAAACAGUGGUCCCCAUUAGUAAAGGGACAUUUGUCGUUGAAUACUUAGGAGAGAUUCUUAAUUUUGAUGAAGCAGAAAAACGAGGAAUAAUAUACGAUAAACAGACUAUGACAUAUCUUUUCGAUUUGGAUUUCGAAGGUGAUGCUUAUUACACUGUAGAUGCUUCUCAGAUGGGAAAUAUAUCACAUUUUAUUAAUCAUUCGUGUGAUCCCAAUCUCACAGUUCGUUGUGUUUUUAUUGAGUGUCUCAAUACGAAGUUACCUCGUAUUGCGCUUUACGCGUCUAGAUUUAUAAGGAAAGGUGAAGAACUUACAUUCGACUACAAUAUGACUGGUGCUGUGGCUGCGGACACUAGUGUAGUUAUAGAUGGUGCCGGAGAGGCAGAAACUCCUUCAGAAACCCAGUCAGGGUCAUCGAAUAAUGGUGGGAAGAGUCCGACCCCAUCUUCUUCUUCAGUUGACGUAACUCCUGACACAAGCAGUGAAGUGUCUUUCGAUAGCAAAUCUCUGGGAUCUAAAGGUCCUCGUAUGAAAUGCUUAUGUCGAAGUAAAAACUGUCGUGGAUAUUUAGUCAACUAGAAAUUUUUACUGACUGUUUAUGGAGUACGGUAAAGCUGAAAUACAGUCUGCUUAUAAUCAUAUACAAUGUCAGUUUUAUCCACUCAGGCUUCAUGUAUUUUUAAUGAACUAUUAGGAAUAUUUGUAUUCAGGAUUAUAUUUGAUUCUUAUUUUAUAUCUAUUGUAAAUUAUACUGCUCUAUAUAGCAAAUAUAUAUAAGUAUAUGUAAAGAUAAUUGGUAUAGUUUGCAGAUUAAAUGUAUACUUUGUGUCUUUUUGUUCAUCAGCAUUUUACAGUUUUUUAUAGUGACAAUAGAUUUAAGGCACUGAAAAUGUACGUCUAUUCUUUUAAAUGCUUCUAUACAUUUCAGUUGUUUUCAUUUACUUUUAUCCUGAGAAGGUAACAUUUUGUUGUUAAUAUAUUUACGAUAUAUCUGUAUUCAAUGUUAAUUUUUAUAUUACUUGAGAUGAUUUAACGAAAGACCAAUGUAUAUAAGGAUGUAAAGGAAUUACAUCCUGUUUCUUAUCAUAAGCAGUAUAACCAUACAACUACAUUCAAUUGUUUUAACAUAUAACAAACAUUGUUAAUCAAUCACUAAAAAAACCACUUGUGAGUUAUAUACCUGCACAUUUGCCAUUCACUUGGUUCGUGUGGAGUAUUUCGAGUUAAAUGAAGUCACAUACCCGUUUUAGUGCUUUUCGGUUGGACCUUGUAUACUCAAGAUGCGUUGUUCAACUACAGGGAUCGAUGUUGUGUUAUCCACUUCACAGUUGUGAUGUUAUUUCCGAAAUUUCCAUAAAACUACCAACCAUCCCCUUUAAUCCUAAGAAAAUGCUGAGUGGAGUAAGUUAUUUAGGUAAUUUCGACUGUACAACCGUCAGAAAGUGGUAUAUUUUCAUAUGUAUUGAGGGGUAUUUUAUGGAGUUUAAUGUGUUACAAAGGUGCUCUUUCUGUCUGCAUAAUAAUUUGAAAUUCUUUUGAUUAACAAACAUUCACUGUAUUAAUGAGAUAGCCUUGUAAUUGAAAUAGCCAUUUCAGAUAAUUGUUUUAGCCGAAAACAACAUUUAUUUUCAUGGCAGACAAUAAAGUUAUGUCACAUUUGAUUGGAUGGUUUUCGACCAAUCACAAUGGGAUGUCUGCGCUGAAUUAGAUUUCAGCAUUAUUUUCACUUGUAAUAUGGCAGUUAGGUAAGACUUUUGACUUUCUUCUUAGUGAUUCUAUAAAUUUAUGUUAACUCUAUAAUUAAGGAUGAACAAAUAAUCCCAAAAUUUAUUUAUGGG